Molecule: messenger RNA, 3132 nt
Organism: Diaporthe citri
Lineage: Eukaryota; Fungi; Ascomycota; Sordariomycetes; Diaporthales; Diaporthaceae
Exons: 2
Coding region: 1-3132 (1043 amino acids)
Biological process (GO): protein import into nucleus
Cellular component (GO): nuclear envelope; cytosol
Molecular function (GO): small GTPase binding
Source: RefSeq, a predicted model, not a curated record
AUGAGCUUCGCUAUCGAGGUGCCCGGGGAGGCCAGCCCUCUCACCAUGCAGGAGCUGUGCAAGGCACUCGAGGCUGCCACCUCCAUGGACAACAGCCAGAGGCAGGCCGCCGGAAAGCAGCUCAGCACCUGGGAGACACAGCACGGCUACUUUCCCUCAUUGCAGAGCAUCUUCCUCGACAAGUCGAUCCCGCGAGAGAUUCGUUUCCUGGCCAUAAUCCAACUCAAGAACGGAAUAGACAAAUACUGGCGCCACAUUGCCAAGAACGCCAUGAGUCCCAAUGACAAGGCCCUUAUAAGAUCAAGACUGUUCCAAGGCACCUUGGGCGAGGACGACAGGGCGUUCGCGUUGCACAACGCCCUUGCCACAGCAAAGGUCCUUCGCAUCGACUACCCCGACUCGUGGCCAGAGGCACUCCCAAGCAUAAUAGACCUGCUGAGGACGUACAAAAAUGGCGACCAGGUACUCUUGGGCGGUGCUCUGGUCAUCCUCCUCCGGGUUGUCAAGGAGCUCGGCACCGCUCGGAUGCGAAAAUCCCAGACCGCCCUACAGUCCGUCACACCCGAGCUGGUCUACCUUCUCGGCGAGAUAUAUACAGAAAGAACCUCCCUAUGGACCGAGUGGUUGGUGAAUGGCCGUGGCGACGAGGAUGACGCAGACUUGGCCAUGCAGAACAGCCUGUUGGCAGCAAAGAUCCUGCGGCGGUUGCUGAUCCUCGGGUAUGAGAACCCUGUUAAAGACAAGGUCGUCGUCGAGUACUGGUCUGUCACGCAAAACCACUUUGGCCAAUUCCUGGGCUACGUGAGCCACGACUCCCCCGUCCCUGCUCCCUACCAAGACGUGGUGGGGAAGCAUCUCCUCCAGUUCACGAAGCUGCAUGUCGAGAUGUCAGAAACACAUCCUGCCAGCUUCCCCCUCCUGACAAACUCCAUCCCUCUUGUGCUUGCGUAUUGGGAUCUCGUGGCCAAGUUCGCUGAGGUCUUCGACAAGUCUGGCGGUCUGAGACAGACAGCGACUGCGGACGGACCAGGUGCCAAAUCCAAGGUUGAGGGCCCCUUGCUCGAGAAGCUAGCUCUCAAAGGGUUGUUGCUGGUCAAGAGCUGCGUGGCUAUUGUCUGGAGACCUGUGCAGACCUUCAGAUACCUGAGCAAGGAGUUUCUGGAACAGAAAGACAGGGCCGUCCAGAUUAUUAAGGAGGAGUUGCUCAAGGACGACCUUGUUAUGCAGAUCGUCAACGUCAUUAUCACGAAGCUUUUGAUCUUCCGCCAAGCUGAUCUCGAGGCCUGGGAAGCCGACCCUGAGGAGUUCGAGUCCACAGAGCAGUAUCUAGGUGAUGGGUGGCAGUUCGCUGUAAGACCAUGUGCUGAACGAGUCUUCUUGGAACUCCUUGUGCACUACAAAGACCUCUUGACACCUCCACUAUUGUCUUACUUCCAACAGGCGACAAGCGCCGAAUCAGACGUCAUCACAAAGGAAGCAAUCUAUACCGCCAUGGGCGCAGCCGCACCUAAUAUUUCGGAAGCCUUUGACUUUGACAACCUUCUCGCGACAACGCUUGUGCAAGAUGCACAGUUUACUGGCCAUUUGGCCAAGGUCCUGCGACGCAGGAUUGCCAUCUUGAUCAGUACUUGGGUUCCGGUCAAGAUCGCUGACGCAAGUCGGCCACUGAUCUUUGAGAUCUACCGUCACCUUCUCAACGACAAAGAUGAGAUCAACGAUGAGGUUGUCCGGCUCACCGCGGCGAGGCAACUGAAGGAAGUGGCCGAUGACUUCGGAUUCCAAGGUGAUGUGUUCGCAAAAUUCGCACCCGAUUUUCUCCCCCAACUUAUCAACCUGCUUCAAGAGGCCGUCCUGGAGGAUACAAAGCAGGCUCUAUUCGAAACCCUUCGUGUGUGCAUUCAGAGGAUGGAGGAGCACGUGGUUCCCUUUGCAGAUCCCAUUAUGGCGGCGCUUCCAGCUCUCUGGGAAGCUUCCGGCGAUGCGUACAUGGUCAAGGCUGCUAUCAUUGGGGUCCUGUCAGCAUUGGUGAACUCGAUAGGAGCCGAGUCGCAACGCUAUCAGCAAGCAAUGCUCCCUAUCAUCGACCAAUGUAUGCACGACAGUUCAAGCCAGGCUUUCCUCGAAGACAUCGUGGAUCUCUGGAGGUCCCUCAUCACUCAGAGCUCUUCUCCAUUAUCUGCGAACAUUAUCAGCCUUCAACCCAUGAUACUCCCACUCCUGGAUAACGAGCCUCAAUUGGCCGAGUCGGCGUACGAUAUACUGAAUGCAUAUAUCAUUCUGGCCCCUGAAGCUGUCUUGUCAGACAACUUGCGAAGAAGCACGUUGGAGGCACUGUCAGCUCCUCUGCAAUCAUCUGGUCGAAGCCGCGGCGCCGACGUCUUGACCAGCUACAGGAAGAUCGAGCUCAUGUUCAUCGCGGCUUCCGAGCUCGGUGGUUCGAACGGCGCGUCUGUCAUCGUGCAGGACCUCAUCGAGCUGGGAGUCAUCCCGCUCAUGCUCCAGCGCAUCCACAGCGACUGGGAGCACUCGCAGCUGACCGGCCCCAACGCGGCGAACAAGGAAGCACUGGAGUGGUCACAUAAGCUCGCCUACUUCAGCACCCUCGCCCGCAUCGCACUCGCGGACCCGACCCUGCUGGUCAACGUCAUCUCCACCGUCGGCGGCGACAUCACGCAGGUGUGGCCGUGGCUGUCGACCCAGUGGUUCGGCUCGCUCGACAGCAUGGCCGACAUCGAGCGGCAGAAGCUCUCGUGCCUGGCGCUCACUCGCCUGUGCGAGCUGCCCCAGCCCGUGCAGGACCUCGCCUGCUCCAGCCUCCAGGACUACUUCACCAUGUGGCCGUCGGUCGUCCUCGAGUGCCACGACGGCAACGCCCUCGGCGAGGACGGCCUGGUCUGGGACGCCGCGCCCCAGACGGAGGAGGGCACCCCGCUCGAGAACGCCGAGGCCGCCCUCGUGGCGAGGGACCCGGUGCACACGCUGCGGGCGUACGGAUUUGUCACGGAGAGGCUGCAGGGCCUGGUGCAGAGGGCCGGCGGAGAGGCGGCUUUCAGGGAGAACUGGGUGGUUAAUGUGGACAAGGACGUGCUGGACAAGUUUGAGAGGCUGGCUGGCGGGGCCAGCGCCCAGUAG